AUGGCUGCCCGCGUCGCCAUGGACGACGCAUCCUCCGCUUUCUCCAACGACCGCCUCUUCCGCAGGAUCUCCCCUAGAGACCUCAUCACUCGCAACUUCUGGCUCGGCGACUAUGACUACCGCGCCCUUCUGUCCUUCCGCAGCCGCAAACUGCCGUUCUUCGCACCCAAUGCGCCUCUACCUGCCGUCGGCGGUCUCGUUGUCCCGCCCCUUUUGCUUGGAGGAGCUGCAGGAGCUGCCCUUGAGCCUGCUCAGCAGUCGUACCUCGUCUCCGCCGCCCUCAUCUUCUGCGGCCUCGGAACCAUCCUCCAAGUCUCCCGCAUCCCCCUCGGCAAAGGCUACUACCUCGGCAGCGGUGUGCUGAAUUGCAUUGGCUCCUCGUUUGCGUUUGUCUCAAGCGCACUCGCCUUCAUCAAUAACCAGUACACCCGCGAAGGCGGACUCUGCUCUUUCGCCGCCGACGGAUCGAAGCUUUCGUGCCCCGAAGCGUACGGCGCAGUCAUUGGCACGGCCAGCGUCGUCGGACCUAUCGCCGUCCUCCUCUCGUUCACGCCGUCCCGAGUCUUGCGCAAGAUCUUCACGCCACUCGUCACCGGCUCCAUCCUACUCAUGAUUGGCUUGAGUUUGAUGGGAUCCGGCAUGACCAACUGGGCCGGCGGCUCAUCGUGUCAGUCUGGCGGGCUCUGCCCGAACGCCACUGCUCCUCACGCCGCACCUUGGGGCUCGCCUCGCCUGAUCGGUCUCGGUUUCCUUGUGUGGGUAUCCAUCCUCAUCAUCGACAUCUUCGGACCGCCCAUCGCAAAGAACAUGAGCGCUAUGCUCGGUCUCAUUAUCGGCAUGAUCGUCGCAGGCGCGAUCGGCUACUUCGACAAGUCCGCCUUUUCCUCCGCUCCGGUCAUCACCUUCCUUUGGGUUCACCGCUUCCCUCUGAGCGUCAGGGGCGAGCUUGUGCUCCCCUUCAUCGCGUCAUACCUGGUCGUCAUCUCAGAGGGAAUUGGCAACAUUACAGCGACAUGUGCAGUUAGCGGUUACCCUGUGAAGGGCCCGCGCUACGCUUCACACAUCCAGGGCGGCUUGACUUCGGACGCCGUCCUCUCCUGCAUCUCCGGCCUCGCCACGGUACCGCCAUCUACGACCUUUUCGCAGAAUGUCAGCAUUUUGUCUUUGAGUCAAAAUGCUUCGCGCAUCUCCGGCUACGUCUGCGGCGUCCUUCUCAUCCUCUUCGGCCUCUUCGGCAAAAUCGCGGCGGUGUGGGUCGCACUACCCGCCCCGUUGAUCGGUGGUCUUACCGUCUUCCUCUUCGCCUCGGUCGCCGUCGCCGGCCUGCGCAUCCUCGCCGGACUCAACUGGACGAGGCGAACUCGGUUCAUUGCGACGGCCGCCUUGUCCCUCGGUUUCGCCGACAUUACCACGCCCGGCUGGUUCUCCAACUUCUUCACCUACGCCGGCCCGAAUCACGCCCUUCGCGGCUUCCUCGACGCCCUCACUCUCAUCGUCGAAGAGUCCUACCUUAUCACCCUCCUACUCGCCGUACCGCUCCAGUUCAUCGUUCCCCUCGGCGAGGACGACCUUGAGCACCAGCGCGCGGAGGAGGAGGAAGAGGCGCUCGGAAGCAAGACGAGCAAGUCGAGGCUCGAGUACGAGGUCGAGCGGGUACCGCACGGCGAUGAAGAGAUGGCGCUCGAGGCGGUGGACCGCAAGUAG
Messenger RNA from Rhodotorula toruloides NP11, 1704 nucleotides. Its product is annotated as membrane transporter, nucleobase:cation symporter-2. The transcript is spliced from 9 exons. NCBI's taxonomy places the organism in Eukaryota, Fungi, Basidiomycota, Microbotryomycetes, Sporidiobolales, Sporidiobolaceae. The coding region runs from base 1 to 1704 and encodes 567 amino acids. Gene Ontology annotation, biological process: xanthine transport; transmembrane transport. The record is from RefSeq and is a predicted model, not a curated record. Gene Ontology annotation, molecular function: xanthine transmembrane transporter activity. Gene Ontology annotation, cellular component: membrane; fungal-type vacuole.